CGCCAUGAUUAGUCUUGUCAUACACUUGGAUAACAACUGUUUGUGUACAAUUUCGAAUGGAUUAUUAAUCAUAACCAUGGCAGUUACGGCAUAUUUCGGAGAGAAAUUACUCUGCCCACUGAUGUCUUAUCAGUGGUGAAUGCAGACGGCAACUGGAGAAAAGGACGGGAAAGUUUACUCCAUCUCCUCGUGUCAUAACAACAGUGAACGGCAACUGGAGGAAAGGAAAAAGAAGACAAUGUCGGACAACAAUCAAACAGCUCAUGGUCAUCUGUCUAUUAUCGAAGCAGAUAAUGUGCCAAGUAUUCCGUAUAAUCGUCAGGAAGAGACUAUGGGAGGGCGACACGCAUUUGUAACGUCAUUAACGGAAUUCGAACGACCUACAGAAAGGCACGUAGUCUCUUUUGAUACGGAAAACAGUUUAGCCUCAAAUGGACUAUUGGUGAAUGAAAACGGUAAUGCAUAUCAGCCGGAUAUUCGAGAGGGUCAUGCCGAGCUGGAGAGUAGUCCGUUUGGAUCCCCAAUUAGUUCAAAAUUCGAAGCUCUUGCUAUAAGUACGUCGGCAAAUGAGUACCGACGGGAAAGACAUGCAGAUGCAGUUGCUUAUCCACCAAACAGUCGCGAUUACAACGAGACUUUUAAUAGGAACGCGCCAGCUACAAGUUUUACUGGCGUAGAACAAAGUCGACUCUUGCAGCCGAAGAGGAAACAUUGUCCAAGUCAGGACCAAAAUCUGGAGGUAUCAGGCGGCGCAACCGGCGAGUACAAUAGUCAACCGCGAAACAGAUUUCAAGUCAAUAUAAAACACCCAAAGUAUAAAGCGUAUAAAAAGCGGCUGAAAUCUUUCGAAGGCCAUGCCAGGAGCUGGCCACACCAGAAACCUACUUCCGCGGAAAUGGCACAAGCCAACUUCAUUUUCAGAGGUUCUGAUCGUUACCAUGAUGCCGUCGAGUGCUUUUUAUGCGGAAAAACGUUCCGACAAAUUCAAGAAACUGAUGUCCUUGACAAACUCUGCGAUUGUAAUUUGGAACUGAAUCGAGCUGUGUGAAGCUGCGUUGAGGGCGAACAAACAAAAACUAGGAACAAUAAUUGAACAAAAAUAGUUUAAAAACCUUUAGCACUGUAAACAGUAAAAGGUUUUGCGUUCGAAUAAAUAUACUUUGUAUUGUUAAAUCUUCUUAAGAAUAGUAACAAAAUCGUAUCAUUUUAUAUCAACAAUUCAUUUCAACACCUGGAGCCGUUUCAUAAAGUACCAUAGGGGACGAAUCUGUAACUAAGAUAUUUUCAACAGUGUAAAGUAACUAUACAAUGUAAUUUUAUAUCCACAAAACGUUCCAAGCGAUGCAGUGUUUUAAACCCAUUUAUAUUAAAUAACAUGUAGGCUGAUGUCAAUGACUGAGGGAUAUAUUCAGGAUAAAGAUAUCGUUUGCGGACAUCCUUAUGGAUUUAAACUGUGUGUGCCUCAGUAAAGUAACUUUGAAUGAUAUAUUGCGAGCAAAAUCUGGUCUGAUAGAAUUUGAUAUGAGAAUGUACCUAUGUUUUGCAUUUGGGGCGGGUUGAAGUCUAAGGCCAGAGCCACUGUUGAUUAUAUGAAAAAAGAUGUCAGCUGAAUAAUUUGAGGAAUAAAGGAUCUUUAGUUAUGAAUCUUAUAUAGAAAUAUCACUUUUGUAUGAAAUUGUUUUGGCUGCAAAAAUGUAAGCAUAGUUUUGUCGCAUUGUUGCGAUUUUAUCUUACCCUUUGUAAUUAAAAGAGCGCUUACCCUAAAGCAGCUCUGCUUAACUAAUAUCGUAUAUUGCAAAUGUUUCAAAAUUGAUAGAAACAAUCGAGUUCUAUUUUUCUUUCGCCUUGUUGCUCAUGUUGUGGAUGAUGUGUUCAAAAAAUAAUGUCUUCAAAAGCCAUGUCAUUUGGAUUAAAAUUAGACAUGUCUCAUUAUUAUGUCUUUUUAGAAAAAAAUAAGAAUUAAUUAUGGAAGUAAGUAUUGUAUCUUAAUGAAUUAAUUAUGAAAGGAGGUAUUGUAUUCAUGAUGUUUGAGCAUCAUAAGUCAAAAUCGGCCGUUACGCAAGGAUACAGAUUUUGACUUGCUUUUGAUAUAUUUCUAAUAAGUUUAUAAUGAAUUGUUUUCGAGUGCCCUUCCAUGAUGGUUGUAUACAUUCAUUGAAAGCCCAAAUUAAUAUACUAACUUGACGAAAAACAAUCGUACUGCUACACUUCAUGUGCAUUCCUUAGUAUGAUUUUGAACAUUACUGUUAGGUAUGACAGUAUUUAAUGGACAUACUUUUUUCUAUUUUAGUAUUGGAUUUUUAAGACGCUGAAAUAAUAUUUUGGUAUACUUUGCUUUUUAGAAUAAAUCAUAGUUACUAUGUACAAGAAAAUGUAUUUCAUGUUAAAUUUAACACAUGUUUUGUAGUAAAUAGUUAUUAUUCAUGUGAGCUACAUAUGAUUAAAUUAUAAUUAAGUCUUUGGUUUGGAAACAAUUUUUUUGUGUGUGAUUCGAACGUGUUAUUUAGUUAAUAUUGAAUUAUGUACGAGUGCACUUCCAUGAAGUAUUUGGCAAAUGAACUAAUUUCAAUUUGAUGGUUGUAUGCAUUCAUUGAACGCUCAAAAUAAUAUAGAUUCAAAAAUAGAAAAAUAAAAGAAAACAAAUGUGACGUUGUCAGCGAAAAAAGGCCAUGAGGAGAAAAAAGUGACGUUUUUAUUUUGCGAAGUUUUCAUGCCUCAUAAGCAGGCAAAAUAAUGGCUACUUUUACAAUUUUUCUAAAAGGUUCUUCAUUUAAUAUUUUUAUAACUAAACUUCUAUUCUUUUAUUCUGUAAUUCUAUCUCUUGGUUAAAGUUUUUGUAUUAAAGUCAAUAACACAAAGUUCAUAUUGCGAGAUAUCAUGCCUCAUAAGCAUCAUAGCUUCUUUUUCAUGUUUCGAAAAGGUAUUAUAAUUUAAUUUCAUGCAUAAUAAUACGCUUGGUAUGUUAUCAUAUCUCUUGAUUAGAAUUUUCUUUUUGAUAAAUAAUACUAACAUGUUUGUCUCAUUAUUUUUCAUCUUCGCAGAAUAUGUAACAUAUGCUAAUGACAUGUGCUGUGAUUAUUCAAUGAAUCUGUUUAACUCGUUGAGCCAUAUAAGAUGACUUUUUUAUGAACCAUUUUGGUGUUUUACUAAGUUGCCAACAUAUAAUAUUACUUCUACACUUCAUUUACAUACCUUAGUACGAUUUAGAACAUGACUAUGAGGUAUGACAGUAUUUAAUGAGCAUUUUUUUUCUAUUUUAGUAUUGAAUUUCUUAGGCGCUGAAAUAUAUUCUGCAUACUUUGAUUUUUAGAAAAUAUCUUUUUAAAUAUGUACAAUAUAAUGUACUUGAUGUUAAAUUUAACAGACAUUUUGUAGAUAAAUUAUUUUUGUGGGUAACAUGUGAUGAAAUUAUAACUAAGUCUUUGAUUAGGAAAUGAUUUUUGUUUUUGUAGUUUGAACGUGUUAUUUAGUUCAUAGUGAAUUAUGUACGGAUGUUCUUCCAUGAAGUAUUUGUCAAAUAUACUUAUGUCAAUUUGAUGGCUGUAUGCAUUCAUUGAACGAUCAAAAUAAUUUAGAUUCAAAAAUAGAAGAUUAAACGGAGAGUAAGUUUGUAUUUUGCGAGGUUAUUAUGCCCCGCAAGCAGGCAAUAAUGGCUUUUUUUUUACAUAUUUUUGUAAAGUUCUUAAUUUAAUUUUAUGCAUAACUUAACUUUUGUUCUGUAAUUCUAUCUCUUGGUUUAGGUGUGGGUUUUUUAACUUCAAUAACACAAAUUUCAUUUUUCGAGAUUUCAUGCCUCAUUAGCAGUCAAGCAUAGCUAUUCUUAUAUGUUAUCAAAACUGUUACUGUAUUUAAUAUUAUGCAUAAUUAUACGUUUGUUAUGUUAUCAUAUCUCUUGCUUAAAAUUUGCUUUUCGUUUAAUAAUACUUACAUCAAUGUCUCACCAAUACUCACCUUAGCAGAUUAUGUCACAUAUGAUAAUGUGUUCUGAUAAAUCAAUGGAUCUGUUAAACUCGUUGUGCCAUAUUAGAGGACAUUUUUACAUAAUCAGUUUUUGUUCUUUUACUAAGUUGUCAACAUACAUUAUUACUUCUAUACUUUAAGUAUAUACCUUAGUGUGAUUUUGAACAUGACUGUAAGGUAUGAUUUUUUUCGUUUUAUUUUAGUAUUGAACUUCUUAGACGCUGAUUUUUUUUGUAUACUUUGCUUCUAAGAAAAUACCAUUGUUACUAUGUACAAGAGAAUGUAUCUGAUGGCUAAUGUAACAGAUAUUUUGUGAUUAAUAUGUAAUAUUCAUGUGAGUAACAUGUGAUGAAGUUUUAAUUCUAUCAUUGGUUUGGUUAUUGUACAGGUUUUGUUACUCAUAAUUAAGUCACACCUCAUUGUUGAAUUUUGAAGAGAAAUAAAAGAAAAAAAUGAA
Mya arenaria is the source of this 4417-nucleotide messenger RNA. RefSeq lists its product as uncharacterized. Lineage: Eukaryota; Metazoa; Mollusca; Bivalvia; Myida; Myidae. The record is from RefSeq and is a predicted model, not a curated record. Bases 140 to 1048 code for a protein of 302 amino acids. The transcript is spliced from 6 exons.